AUGUCGAUGAAGAUUUGUUGUCGAAGGUCUUUAGUCGUUCUUGUAGGGUUAUCGUUUCUAUUUUCUUCGCCUGUUGUAGGCUCUGAUGCUUACGAUAAUUUCCCGAAGUGUACUAUAGAAGACUUCUAUGUUCCUGCUCUCAAUAAAGCUUCCAAUGAUGCAACAAACUCGACAAUCAAUACAACCAUAUCAUUCGAUCUCAGACUAAAGAUAGAAAUUCCUAGUAUUUGGAGAGUUGAUUAUAAUACUUUUAACAUCACUCUUUAUUAUUACCACAAUGGUAGUAGUGCUACUGGUGAGAUUCUAAUACCUUCACCCAUUGGGAAUAUAUGUAUUCCGAAAUUUAGUGGAUCUACGUCUGAGAAUCCACAGCAUCAUGUUGUGAAGGUUCAGACUUUUGGGAUUCCUUGGGAGGAAGCUAGGAUUGCAGUUUCUAACGGCGGCACUACCACAUUCAGAGUUGAAUUAGCUUCACGUGUUAGUUAUGAAAUGUUGCUUAUAAAAUUCUUUACGCAUACCAAAACAGGUACGGUGGAGUUUGGUGCCAAUGUUACUGUCAAUGAUCAAGGAAAUAAAUCAGUAUCUAAAGGUUUGAGGCUCACUUCAUCUUCUAGGCGUAUUAAUAUUCACCCAUCUAGCUUUUUUCUUCUCGCUUUAUCAGUUUUGAGUUUAAUUUUGUGA
Molecule: messenger RNA, 681 nt
Organism: Papaver somniferum (opium poppy)
Lineage: Eukaryota; Viridiplantae; Streptophyta; Magnoliopsida; Ranunculales; Papaveraceae
Product: protein NDR1-like
Exons: 1
Coding region: 1-681 (226 amino acids)
Source: RefSeq, a predicted model, not a curated record